GCACGGAAGUUGUCAUAAGGAGCUAAAAAGAGCUGCAGAGAGACACUGCCGCUGAUGCUACAGCCUGGAAAUAACUCUCGCCGCUCGCUUACUCUCCACCGUUUAUCGUCCGCUUUUCCGGUUAUACACUAUAAAAGCAGCAGAACAGGUCCCGGAGCUCCAGCGCUGAACUCCAGCAGCGGGAUGGAGUGGUUUGGAGGCGGCAUGUGCCAGCCUGAACAGGACCGAAAGGAAAACAUGCCCCGCACACACCCACACGAGGCGAGUGCGGAGAGCAUGGCGUCUCUGUGUCAGCGGCAGCAGCGCUGUGUGAAGGCCUCCAUCGCGUCGCAGUGGCAGCUGGCAGAAGCGCAGGAUCAGCUCUGCGGUCUGGAGCUCCACAGCUCAGAGUCUGUGGAGCAGGAGAGAGCCCGAGCGCUGGCCUCCUCCGCUGAACUCUCGCACACGGAACACCAGUGGAGGCUCAAAGAGAGGAUGCUGGGCACGCUGUGUCCUGAAGCCAACCGGGAUGUGUUUGACAAGAGUAUCAUAAACAUUACACAGUCUUGGCCUAAUGAAUCUGAUCCAGACAAAAGCUUGAACUUCGUCCAGCACAAUGAGGAGCUCCUGAAACAUAUAGGUAUGCUGAGAAGGUGGGAUGACAGUCAGCGCUUUCUAGCAGAAUAUCAUCACCUCAUCUGUGAGGAAACAGCCAAUUACCUGAUCCUGUGGUGCUUCCGGCUACAGGCAGAGAAGAAAGAGGCCUUAAUGGAGCAGGUGGCUCAUCAGGCUGUGGUCAUGCAGUUUAUUCUGGAAAUGGCUCGCAACACUCAGCAAGACCCGCGAGGCUGUUUCCGUCACUUCUUUCAGAAAGCCAAAGCUGGACAGGAGGGCUAUUUGGACGUCUUUCACACAGAACUCCAAGCUUUCAAGAACCGAGUUAAAGAGUACACUAUGAAAUCAACAGGAGAAACGCCAAAGGAUACAGUUCACCAAAAUACACCGUCAGCCUGUCGUCUCGACCCCAAGGAGGUGUUGGAGUCUUUGCCAGAGGAGCUGAAAACGUGCAUCCAGAUGCAAGACAUGCAGAUUCUUCAGAAUGUGCUGAGCAGCAUGAACCCUCAGGUGGCAGAAUAUCAUGUGAAGCGCUGCUUGGAAGCAGGACUUUGGACGAAUAUGCCACGAACAUCCAAAGACGAGAGUUCAGAAGCGGACGAAUGGAAAAUGAUGGAGACCUAACAGUGAAAAAACACUCAGACUUUCAAUCCAUCGUCAGACUUCAAUAGGAAAAUGGCUUUGAGUUGAGGGAUGAGAAGAACAAGGGCUGUGCUCAGACUUGUGUUUGGUAACUGUGCCUGAUCGUGUGCUGCACUUUAUAUUUGUUUAAAAGAGAAAGUAUUUUAAGGAAACUGUACUUAUAUAUUUGUGCAUAUUUUGUUACAUUUCGGUUCGGUUGCUGAUCGGUUUUAUGCAGUUCGAAAGAAAACUAGGAAAGUGGUAUGAGCAGACGUUUUAUUAUUGUUUUUUUGUUAAGUUGGUUUUAAUCCACUAACAUUUAAGAGGAUUUUUCUUUUUAGUUUGAAUGUUUUGUAUCUCCACUUCUGGAUUGUAAAAGUCCAGGUCCACCGAACAUUCAACAUUAGCUGCUAUCUGGGAACUGUUUUAUGUGUCAUCUGUGUAUGGACGCGGCAGAUAACAGGCAUUCCUGCUGAUAGAGAAACCACACAAAGGCAAGGCAGGACCACCCACUUUGCUAUCUCUGUGCUUCUAGUACAAACUCAGUUUGCAAUGAAAAUGGAAACACCGUUUGCCAUGAAAAUCAAAGAAUAUAAAGAGAUUUACAUUCACUCCUUCAGAGUAGGCCGUCAUGUUCAAAGUCAUGAGUGACAAAUGCAGAAUAGCUGAGGAAGAUUGUAAACUAAAAGUAAAUGCUGUCAUUAUUUAAAAAAAGAACACCUUUUGCACCCCAUUGACUUUCAUUAUAAAGUCAACAACAAGAAAAAUUCACCUAAAUAACUAUUUUAAGCUUUCCACUGAGAAGAAAAAGUCAUACAGGUUUAGAACAAGAUAAAAAUGAGAAGAGAACAGAACUGAUGAUUGGCGAAGUCUCUUAGUCAAAGUCACUGAGGUCUAAAACAACACUGACUUUUAUUAUUUGGAUAAAACUAAAAAUAUGUCUAUUCUAAAUGUCUAUUUUGCUCUUUCCACAGGGGAAAACAGUCACACCGGUUUAGAACAACUCAAGAAUGUCAGAAUUAUCCUGUUUAGGUAAACUAUCCCUUGCCUAGUCAAUGGGGUGUGAAAACAGUAUCUUUUGGACCUCAUUGAAUUUUGUUCCAUUAUCAAAAAUAUUUAAAUCGUUGAUUGAUUUAGUGAUGUUCAAAAAAAAUAAGGUAAAACAAGGUCAGAACAACACAAGAAUGUGGGAAUAAUGUUAGAAUUAUCAUGAUUGAGUAAACUAUCCCCUCAGUCUAUAGCAACAGCUAUAAAGCAACAGCUUUUGGGCCCCAUUGACUUUUAUUCAAUUUUAAAAUUAAAAAAAGAUUAAAAGAUGUGUCUAAUUAGCAAUUUUCAAAGAAAAUAAGGUAAUGCAGGUUUAGAGCAACUUAAGGAUGAAGAAAUAAUGUCACAAUUUACAUGUUUGGGUGAACUAGCCCGCACACUUUUUGGACCCCAUUGACUUUCAUUAUAUGGUCAAAUAAAAGCAUCUAUUUUGUGCUUUAUACAGAAAAGAUAAGUAAUACAGCUUUAAAACAGCAUGAGGAUGAGGAAAUGAUUAACCUGAAGACUUUUAGACCCGAUUACCUUUCAUUAUGUGGUCAAAAUCUUGAAAUAAGAGUAUGCUGAGGAAAAUAAUGGCUGUUUACAUUAGUCUAUGCCCAUAAUGAAAACUUUUAAAGAUGCCAUCAUUAAAGAAAAGUGUCUGAGGUUUUUUCAUUGCAGUAAUUGUACUGAAAUUGUACAGUUUGCCUUGCUUGUCCUGACCACAGAACAUUAACAGCAAACCCAGAAUUUGUGUAACGUUUAACAAUGGAUGUGAUAACAUUGUGCAAGUCUUUACAAAGAAGAUCAAAUCUAAUAAGUCAGUCUCACAGUAUUGCUGAUUGCUUGAAAUCUUUCAUUUUGCAGCGACUGAUUAAAAUAACUCAGCACUUUA
Molecule: messenger RNA, 3136 nt
Organism: Danio aesculapii
Lineage: Eukaryota; Metazoa; Chordata; Actinopteri; Cypriniformes; Danionidae
Gene: cdc37l1
Product: cell division cycle 37-like 1
Exons: 8
Coding region: 55-1218 (387 amino acids)
Biological process (GO): protein stabilization; protein folding
Cellular component (GO): cytoplasm
Molecular function (GO): heat shock protein binding; protein-folding chaperone binding
Source: RefSeq, a predicted model, not a curated record